Messenger RNA from Selaginella moellendorffii, 831 nucleotides. RefSeq names its product leukocyte receptor cluster member 1 homolog. The transcript is spliced from 2 exons. The record is from RefSeq and is a predicted model, not a curated record. NCBI's taxonomy places the organism in Eukaryota, Viridiplantae, Streptophyta, Lycopodiopsida, Selaginellales, Selaginellaceae. Bases 32 to 766 code for a protein of 244 amino acids.
AAACUUGCAGUACCUAGGUCAUACAAGGUAGAUGGGCGGGCAUGGCGGCCUCAAUAUCCUGCCCCAGAAGCGCUGGAACGUCUACAACUGGGACAACAGGGAGCGAGUGCGAAGGGACGAGCAGGAGGCGGAGCGGCAGCAGCAAGAGGAGCAGCAGCAGCAGCGGGAUCGCGAUGCCGAGUCGCGGCUGGACAAGCUUCGCACCAGCGCGCGCACCGGCCGCACCCAACCCUCUGCCCCUGACGAGACAGCCGCAGCCGCCGCGCCCGCGCCCGCACCCGCGCCCGCCCCCGCGGCGCCGCUCACCACCCACGACCAGCUCCUGGAUCUCUUCGACGACGACAAGGGUGUGGCGCUGGUGCCCAGGAACAGGCACAAGGAACACAAGGAGAGGGAGCACAAGAGGGACAAGGAAUUGGAGAGGGAGCGGAGGCGAGAGAUCCGGCAGGCCAAGAAGAAGCAAGAGGAACUUGGUGAGGCGGAGGAGAGGUACAGGCUGGGCGGCGCCCGCUCCACGGCGCAGCCUUGGUACAUGCAGUCGAGGCCGGAGGAACACGAUCACGCUGCUGCAACAGGUGGUGGUGGUGGUGGUGCUGCUGCUGCUGCUGGUGACAAGAAGAGGAAGAAGAGCUUGGAGGAGCUGCGAGCUGAAAGGUUGCAGAGAGAGGAGAGGGAGCGAGCCAAGGCACGCAAGCUGCUGCCCUGCACCAGCAGCAGCAGCAGCAGGAAGCACUACAACUCGAGCUUUGGGUUUGGCACGAGAUAAAGCUAGGUUUUGCUUGUUUUAGGGCUCUUGUUACAUCCGCAAUGGAAGAGAGCGUUGCUCCGCUA